GUUUCACAUUCAGAAAACCCUAGCCUCCUCAUUUUCUCUUCCAACUCCCACUGAACUCCAGCCAGCCACUAAGUAGAGCCGUCAACAUAUCCAAACAAUGGGCCGCGUCCGUACCAAAACAGUGAAGAAAUCUUCCCGUCAGGUGAUCGAGCGGUACUACUCUCGCAUGACCCUCGAUUUCCACACCAACAAGAAGAUCAUCGAAGAAGUCGCCAUCAUCCCAUCCAAGAGGCUCCGCAACAAGAUCGCGGGCUUCUCCACCCAUUUGAUGAAACGGAUCCAGAAGGGUCCCGUUCGCGGCAUUUCCCUUAAGCUCCAAGAGGAAGAGCGUGAGCGUCGCAUGGAUUUCGUCCCCGAUGAGUCCGCUAUCAAAGUCGACCAAAUCGAAGUCGAUAAGGAAACGCUCGAUAUGCUUUCGGUUCUUGGGAUGGCUGAUAUCCCUGGGCUUGUUAAGGUUGACCCGGUUGCUGUUGUUCCUCAAAUCGGGUUCGGCCGCGGUGGUGGACCCGGGAGGAGGUUUUAAGUGGCGAGUGUUCAUCUAUUUUGAUGGGUUCUUGAUUUCAAGUAUGUAUUUUUUGUGGGAACAAUGUUAGUAAUGUUAUAAGGGUACUGGAAUUUAUUAAGUUCGAUAUGUACUUUUAUGUCUGAAGGUGUUUGGAAUGAGGAACUUUCAAUUUUUUGCAUGAUCAA
This is a messenger RNA of Hibiscus syriacus, 690 nucleotides long. RefSeq names its product 40S ribosomal protein S17-like. Gene Ontology annotation, cellular component: ribosome. Gene Ontology annotation, biological process: translation. The record is from RefSeq and is a predicted model, not a curated record. Gene Ontology annotation, molecular function: structural constituent of ribosome. Lineage: Eukaryota; Viridiplantae; Streptophyta; Magnoliopsida; Malvales; Malvaceae. Bases 98 to 523 code for a protein of 141 amino acids. The transcript has a single exon.